This is a messenger RNA of Cyclopterus lumpus (lumpfish), 2984 nucleotides long. It is a transcript of the gene b4galnt1a, whose product is annotated as beta-1,4-N-acetyl-galactosaminyl transferase 1a. Gene Ontology annotation, molecular function: hexosyltransferase activity. Gene Ontology annotation, biological process: ganglioside biosynthetic process. NCBI's taxonomy places the organism in Eukaryota, Metazoa, Chordata, Actinopteri, Perciformes, Cyclopteridae. The transcript is spliced from 11 exons. Gene Ontology annotation, cellular component: Golgi membrane. The record is from RefSeq and is a predicted model, not a curated record. The coding region runs from base 294 to 1886 and encodes 530 amino acids.
GAGCCGCUUAAUUCAAACACUUCUCAACGUGUCUCACUUUCCGCAGCUACAAGAGUCAAUUUGUAAAACUAGUUCAGAAGCCGUGCCUUCACAGAUAAUACAACCUCAGGGAUACGAGCGUGAUCAAAGCACUUGGUCCACGGAAAUAACGCGCAUUCUAAGAGGAGUGUCUCCAAACAGGAGAACAGGUCGCAUUUGAACACGCGUUGCACGAUCACAGACAGCUGUCACGCGACCGGAACAGGAGUUGACUUGAAGGCGCUGGAAAUAUUUAUUCUACUGUAACAAGAACGAUGCGUGCCACCUUUAAGACAUGUCUUGGACUGCUUUUGAUCAGUGGACUACUGCUAUCCCUGUUUUGUGCUUGGAGCCCUGGGACCGGCUCAAGUGUUGACAUACGGUCAAGACAGGGGGGUCAAAUACAGAAACUCCUCAAAGAGAAAAUCCAAGGCACCAUCAGUGUCUAUCAAAACAUUCCCUACCAUAUAAAGGAUGAUGUGGCAAGUCAUUUGGCGCAAAAUACAUGUGUGUGUCUGGCUGAUAAGGAGACCUUUCACCUGCCGUUCUCCAAUCAGCUGUUCCCACGUGUCUGGGCCCACAACAUUGACGUUGCAUUCUUAGACUCCCAUCCCAACCCGAGGGGCGUGAAGCAUCACAGAGCUCAGGAGUACAGCAGUUUUCAGAAGAGGUCCUACAACCCUGCAGAUGUGCUGAUUGUAGCUGAGGCCAGCAGUCCUCUUCAGUACCCUACUCAGGGGGUGGACGUGCGACCCCUCAAAACAAUCAUUAUUCCUGGUUUGGGUCUUAAAGAAGAAACAGGAUCCAACCAUACGGUUUAUUUGACAGCAACAUUGGGGACCUUUGAUGUGGCUGCUACAGUGAACAGGGUCUCUGUUGAAGGAGGAGGGGAGAAGCACAUGAUACUUUCUAGUCCUCUUCUCUCCGCUCUGAACAGGCAGCUGCAGUUUGUCACCUACACAAACACAGUUUUUCAUCCCAAGACAGCAGAUACAGUUCUGUUCGCUACUGACGUUCACCAGUCAUUUUUCACUAUUAAAGUUGGACAUGGAAUCAUACCUAAACUUUACAACACUGGAAAUCAAAGAGAGUACAAUAUUAGUGCUCUCGUUACCAUCGCCACCAAGACCUUUCUCCGCUAUGACAAACUCAAAGACCUCAUUGACAGCAUUCGGCAAUAUUAUCCCACCGUCACCAUAGUGAUAGCAGAUGAUAAUGAACACCCACAGUCAGUGACUGGGCCUCACAUUGACCAUUACAUCAUGCCAUUUGGAAAGGGUUGGUUCGCAGGAAGAAACCUGGCAGUGUCUCAAGUGACAACCAAGUAUGUCCUCUGGGUGGAUGAUGAUUUCCUCUUCACAGCAAACACCAAGUUGGAGAGGAUGGUGGACAUCUUAGAAAAGACCACUCUGGAUCUGGUCGGUGGUGCAGUGAGAGAGGUGACCGGUUACACUGCAACUUACCGUCACACCAUUUCAGUGGAAGAAGGGGGAGAGGAGGGGGACUGUUUACACAUCAGAAAUGGCUACCACCAUGUCAUCGAGGGAUUUCCCAACUGCGUGGUAGCUGAUGCAGUGAUCAACUUCUUUCUUGGGAGAACAGACAUGGUGCAGAAAGCGGGAUUUAACCCCCGUCUGGCCCGGCACGGUCAUCUGGAGUUCUUCAUCGACGCUCUGGGCUCCCUCUACGUUGGCUCCUGUAGUGACGUCAUUGUAAACCACGCUUCAAAGAUCAUUCUGCCCUGGACUAAAACAGACUCGGAUAAGGCUUAUGACAAAUUCCGCUAUUCAUCUUCCAGUGCUGAGAAUGACAUUCAUAAGGAAGACUUCUACUUCAAGAACAGGUUGAAGUGCAUGACCAGUCAUUGAAACCUGUGCUGAACAUGUCUGCCUGCUGCCUGAAUGUGAGGUAAAUCUGACAUUAUUGUUUUCAAGGAAAGUGAAGUCUGCAGAACAUUAUAUUGUUGUAUUUUAGUUUGUUUACUACUUUUGCAUUUGCUGUUAAACAGAUUGUGUGGACUGACUUUUUUCGAUGAACAGAUUACGAUUAAUUGAUAUAGACAACAGUAUGUUAUCCUCUGGUCUCUAGUAGACAUAAACCUACAUAUACAGUAUUAAACUCCACAACAUGCACUGAAAGUAUCAUGAUGUUUUUUUAAUGCACUCCAUGUGUACUUGAAAAAGAUAAAAAGACACAAUCUUUUUUUUCAUACAGGAAAAUGCUGUUGAGGUUCAACCAAAGUUUACUAAUGUUUAUGAAUGAUUCCCAACCGUUGUUGUCCAGCAAAUACCCAGAGCUGACAGAUGGGCUCAAGUUCUGUAAAUUAUUAAUUUUCCUGUUCAAUAGAUAGCAUGAAUAUCUGGGAAUUGUUGACACAGAACGUAUCUGUAUGCAUGUAUGAAUGUCUGAUCUUAUUUUUUCUAUACGACUAUUACAAUUAAAUAAAGGUAUUUGUUUUGCUAAACCUACAGUAUGUGUGACAUGUUGCACGGCACUGGCAACAGCUCAACAUGUAUGUUAUGCCACUCAAAGGUCAAGGCUUAUUAAUCCUAUUCAUUGUUUUCCCAAUAAAAUAUGGCUCAUAGAUCUAUCAUGUUUUUUUACUCCGGUAAUAUAUAUGUUAUAUGUUUUGAAUGUAUUGUGACACUGUCUUCUUCCACUUGGCUGUGUAUGUGUAAAAAGUGAUGCGAUGUCUUACUGUGCAAGUAAACUGGAUAUAAAUUACACUGUUGUGCUAUAUUUGUAGUUAUCGAAUGUUUGAAAAGCUUGUACUUGGCUCUUUAAAUUAUACAAGUGAUGAAAGAAUACAGCUUUCAAGGUCCAAGGUUCAUGUAUUGUCAACACAGGGUUUCCCUAGGCAACGCAGUUGUGGCCUGUUCCAUUUAUGCUACAAAAGAAAAGAAAAAAAACGCUCACUUGAGAUCAUUAUAAUUCAACUUAUAAGCCUUUUUGGGAUAUAUUCUUUA